This is a messenger RNA of Apodemus sylvaticus (European woodmouse), 1070 nucleotides long. It is a transcript of the gene Clta, whose product is annotated as clathrin light chain A. NCBI's taxonomy places the organism in Eukaryota, Metazoa, Chordata, Mammalia, Rodentia, Muridae. The record is from RefSeq and is a predicted model, not a curated record. Bases 142 to 798 code for a protein of 218 amino acids. Gene Ontology annotation, cellular component: plasma membrane; postsynaptic endocytic zone cytoplasmic component; clathrin coat of coated pit. The transcript has 5 exons. Gene Ontology annotation, molecular function: structural molecule activity; clathrin heavy chain binding. Gene Ontology annotation, biological process: intracellular protein transport; clathrin-dependent endocytosis; clathrin coat assembly.
GGGUUUCCGCUUCCACCUUCUCCCUCCUCUCGCUCGUCCUCCGGUAGCAGCCGCCAGCACAGUGUCCGCUGCUGUGCGGAGUGUCGGCGGAUCGGUCGGUUGGUUUCUGCUUCGGCGUCGCUGCGGUUUAGUUGGGCCGUCAUGGCUGAGUUGGAUCCAUUCGGCGCUCCCGCCGGUGCGCCCGGUGGCCCCGCGCUAGGGAACGGGGUGGCGGGCGCCGGCGAGGAAGACCCGGCCGCGGCCUUCUUGGCGCAGCAGGAGAGUGAGAUUGCGGGCAUCGAGAACGACGAGGCCUUCGCCAUCCUGGACGGCGGCGCUCCGGGUCCGCAGCCACACGGCGAGCCGCCGGGGGGUCCGGAUGCUAUUGAUGGAGUGAUGAAUGGUGAAUACUACCAGGAAAGCAAUGGUCCGACAGACAGUUACGCAGCCAUUUCAGAAGUGGAUCGAUUGCAGUCAGAGCCUGAAAGUAUCCGGAAGUGGAGAGAAGAGCAGACAGAGCGCCUGGAAGCCCUCGAUGCCAAUUCUCGAAAGCAAGAAGCGGAGUGGAAAGAAAAGGCGAUAAAGGAGCUGGAAGAGUGGUAUGCGCGGCAGGACGAACAGCUACAGAAGACAAAGGCCAACAACAGGGCAGCAGAAGAAGCCUUUGUAAACGACAUUGACGAGUCGUCCCCAGGCACUGAGUGGGAGCGGGUGGCCCGCCUGUGUGACUUUAACCCCAAGUCCAGCAAACAGGCCAAAGAUGUGUCUCGCAUGCGCUCAGUCCUCAUCUCCCUGAAGCAGGCCCCCCUGGUGCACUGAGGAGCCUCCCUGUGGAAGCACCAGGUCUGCUGUCUUAAUCCCACUCAGUGAGGGGCUAUUCACUCAAUUGGAUUAAUUAUGCUGAGUUCUUUUGGACCAAACCUUUUGUCUUUAGAGUUGAUCAUUGUUUGUGAUUGCAUGUUUCCUUCAACUGUGUUCUCCCUGGCAUUCAGAGAAGAGAGAGGAAGAGGAUGGGAGGGAAUCUCCCGGCAGCAGCCUCAGCCUGUGCUUUUGUGCAUUAUUCUGAGAAUAAAUUUCUGUUUCAAACAAUA